AUGACUGAACUUCGCUUCGCUUCGUUCGUUGGGUCAGGAAGAGAAAAGAUUCGACCUGGUUCAGUCUCAAAGGAUCUCAUCGGGAAGCACUCUGUCCAGCAGCCCAUGUUCUACACUGGCUUAAUGGCUUGGUGGAUGUCUGAGAGAUCGUCAAAUGGCGACGUAUAUAAAGGUUCCUCACAAACUGAAUUGCUUUCUCGAGUUGCCGAAGCUGAGCUUGAAGAGCUUGUUCUCUCCACUCUUGCUGCUUUCUUUGCUAUUGCUUCUGUUGAAUGGUUGAGGGGUGAAUUGAAACUUCUACGACUAAGUGCUAUGGAAAUGGUUCUCCACACGGAAGACCUAUCCCCCCGCUCUACGAAAGAAAUGAACGAAUGGAAGACAGCCAGAGGAAUUCCGAACUGCCAUGCGGGGUUCUUAUACCAGCAUUCCCUUCAGGCCGAAUCGAAGACUGAAAGGAGAGUCUCAAUUGCAUGCUUGUUCGAGACUAAGGCUAGUGGCGUAAAAGCAGAAGAUGCUAUCCGGAGUAUUGGUAUGAAAAACUCCCAUCGUGUUGAAGCGGUGGGGUUUUCCGGGGGAAUUUUGAGACUUUGGAACUCUAAUGUAACAGUGAAAAUCCUGAAAAACGAUUGGCAAUUCGUACACUUUCAGGUUACUUUCAAUAAUAACCAAUCUAUCUUCAUGACAGCGGUUUAUGGCAGCCCAAGGUCUGCGCUUCGGCCCAAACUAGAGGAUAACCUCUCUUGUGUUGCAGAUGAUACUACAGGUCCUUGGUUACUGCUGGGCGAUUUUAACGCAAUCUUGGAAGCUCAAGAUAAGAUUGGAGGGCUUUAUGACUGA
Molecule: messenger RNA, 837 nt
Organism: Striga asiatica
Lineage: Eukaryota; Viridiplantae; Streptophyta; Magnoliopsida; Lamiales; Orobanchaceae
Source: the annotation of a GenBank genome assembly